Messenger RNA from Arvicanthis niloticus (Nile rat), 3893 nucleotides. RefSeq names its product SH2B adaptor protein 1 (gene Sh2b1). Gene Ontology annotation, cellular component: plasma membrane. The record is from RefSeq and is a predicted model, not a curated record. Lineage: Eukaryota; Metazoa; Chordata; Mammalia; Rodentia; Muridae. Gene Ontology annotation, biological process: intracellular signal transduction. Gene Ontology annotation, molecular function: transmembrane receptor protein tyrosine kinase adaptor activity.
UCUCUUUCUAGACCUGUAACUUACUUAAAUUUUAUUACCAUUUUGUAUAUGUGUAUGUGAUAUGGGAGGUGGAGUCAAAAGGGUGUAUUCCAUGUUCGAAGUCAGAAGACAACCUUCGAACAUUCUGUUUCCACAGUGGGUUCUGGGGAGGGAAUUCUGGUCAUUAGGCUUACACAUAGCAAACACAAGCACUUUUACUAAAGAGGCAUCUCACUAGCAUAGAUUUUAUUGAAGAUCUCAGAAAGAGGGAUACUCCUUAAACUGAGUUGCUGAACUAUUAGGACUUAAAUUUAAAUCUAUGGAAAGCCAUCUUGCCACACCAAGAGACUAGAGCCCCUCUGUAAGUAAAGGCAACCGCACGAGUAGAGUACAAUCACAGAUGACAAGCUACAAGACAGGUGGCAUCUUUUGGCCCCUGUCGACGAUCCCAAUCUACUCUGGCCUUUUAAAUUACUUAAGCUGUAGUAAAGCUGGAUCAAUGUGAGCCUGAGUUGCUAGAAGAUAUUUGUGCGCAAGGUCUCAACAGCACUUUGUACCUUAAGUUCUUCAUCCCUCUAACUUGCUCUGAAGCUUCUCUUGAACUCCAAGAUCUCCACAUACCUCCUGAUGUCCCCCAAGCAUGUCCAAAACUGUCCUCACUAUUGCUGCCCCAACUUUAGUUCCCGUCUAAGAUGGAGCCCUCCAGGACCACCUUGUCCCCUUUCCUCUAAAAAAACAAAACAAAACAAAACAAAAAAACAAGGUCGUAAGUUCAGGCUCCGCCCGCUCACUCGGCCUCCCAAGGUCACCGCAACAUCACUCGCCAGCUCCCUGGGGGCGGUGUCCGCGUACCCCUCGAUGCAGGGCCAGGCGCUCUAGGCUGCAGCCAGCUCUUCAAAGAGCCUUAUCAUCUCGCUGAUUUCGCUUAGUAGGCGGCUACUCUCUCCGCUCAAGUAGCUUCUCUAUGGUUAACUGCUCGCCUUUGUCUCGAAUUUGCUUCGGAUGACGCUCGGCUGGAACCCAACGCCUUCCCACAGCUGCCUCAGUGGUUCCUUUUAGGUACAACUGCAGAAGCCACAGGAGCUCGGGGAGACUGUGUUGGCUUAGCUCCUGAAAGUUCGGCGCUGAGAACGAUGGCGGAACUGUUGCUGCUCACCCCGAGUCUUCUGGCUGCUUCCCCAUUUGCUCCCCGCAGGCUCCCCCUGUCCUCCUCCUGGGGCCCAUCAUGAAUGGUGCCCCUUCCCCAGAAGAUGGGGUCUUCCCUUCUCCGCCAGCGCUGCCACCACCCCCUCCCCCAAGUUGGCAAGAGUUCUGUGAGUCCCAUGCGAGGGCUGCUGCCCUGGAUCUUGCCCGACGUUUUCGCCUCUACCUGGCCUCCCACCCACAGUAUGCGGAGCCGGGAGCAGAGGCCGCCUUUUCUGGCCGCUUUGCUGAGCUCUUCCUUCAGCACUUUGAAGCUGAGGUGGCUCGGGCCUCGGGCUCACUCUCCCCACCUGUCUUGGCUCCAUUGAGCCCUGGUGUGGAAAUGCCACCACCACACGACCUGUCCCUUGAGAGCUGCAGAGUGGGUGGGCCUUUGGCAGUGUUGGGCCCUUCUCGAUCUUCUGAGGACCUGGCUGGCCCCCUUCCUUCCUCAGUCUCUUCCUCUACAACAUCCUCAAAGCCGAAGCUCAAAAAACGCUUCUCCCUCCGUUCGGUGGGUCGUUCAGUCAGAGGUUCUGUUCGAGGCAUCCUGCAGUGGCGGGGGACCGUUGACUCUCCCUCCCAAGCUGGGCCUCUGGAGACCACAUCAGGCCCUCCAGUUCUAGGUGGAAACAGUAACUCCAACUCCUCUGGUGGUGCUGGGACAGUUGGUAGGGCAUUGGCUAAUGAUGGCACAUCCCCUGGAGAGAGAUGGACUCAUCGCUUUGAGAGGCUGAGGCUAAGUCGUGGAGGGGGCACUUUGAAAGACGGAGCAGGAAUGAUACAGAGAGAAGAGCUGCUGAGUUUCAUGGGGGCUGAAGAGGCUGCCCCUGACCCAGCAGGAGUGGGUCGUGGAGGAGGGGCAGCUGGGCUGACCUCAGGAGGAGGAGGAGGGCAGCCUCAGUGGCAGAAGUGUCGCCUACUGCUCCGGAGUGAAGGAGAAGGAGGAGGAGGAAGUCGCCUAGAGUUCUUUGUACCACCCAAGGCAUCCCGGCCUCGUCUCAGCAUUCCCUGUUCUACUAUUACUGAUGUCCGUACAGCCACAGCCCUAGAGAUGCCUGACAGGGAGAACACAUUUGUGGUUAAGGUAGAAGGCCCUUCUGAGUACAUCCUGGAGACAACUGAUGCACUUCAUGUGAAGGCCUGGGUGUCUGACAUCCAAGAGUGCCUGAGCCCAGGACCCUGCCCUGCUAUCAGCCCCCGUCCCAUGACCCUUCCCCUGGCCCCUGGGACCUCCUUCCUCACAAAGGAUAACACAGACAGCCUGGAGUUGCCCUGCCUGAAUCAUUCAGAGAGUCUGCCUAGCCAGGAUCUGCUUCUGGGACCCAGCGAGAGUAACGACCGCCUGUCACAGGGAGCUUAUGGAGGCCUCUCAGACCGGCCAUCAGCAUCCUUCUCCCCUAGUUCUGCCUCCAUUGCUGCCUCCCAUUUUGAUUCAAUGGAACUGCUUCCUCCAGAAUUGCCCCCUCGGAUUCCCAUUGAGGAGGGGCCUCCAGCAGGGACAGUUCAUCCCCUCUCUACCCCCUACCCUCCCCUGGAUACUCCAGAAGCAGCCACAGGGUCAUUCCUGUUUCAAGGAGAAUCAGAGGGGGGUGAGGGGGAUCAGCCCCUCUCAGGGUAUCCUUGGUUCCACGGCAUGCUCUCUCGACUUAAAGCUGCCCAGUUAGUGUUAGAAGGAGGCACUAGCUCCCAUGGUGUCUUCUUGGUGCGCCAGAGUGAGACAAGACGUGGGGAAUAUGUCCUCACUUUCAACUUCCAGGGCAAGGCCAAGCACCUGCGUUUGUCACUAAAUGAGGAGGGUCAGUGCCGGGUCCAACAUCUGUGGUUCCAGUCCAUUUUCGAUAUGCUUGAGCACUUCCGGGUGCACCCCAUCCCUCUGGAGUCUGGAGGCUCCAGUGAUGUUGUCCUUGUCAGCUAUGUGCCCUCCCAGCGGCAGCAGGAACGGAGCACCUCCCGUGACCCAGCCCAGCCCUCUGAACCCCCUCCAUGGACAGAUCCCCCACAUCCUGGGGCAGAAGAGGCGUCGGGGGCGCCAGAAGUGGCGGCAGCCACAGCCGCAGCAGCCAAAGAGAGGCAAGAGAAAGAGAAAGCGGGCGGUGGAGGGGUCCAGGAAGAGCUGGUCCCCGUGGCUGAGCUGGUCCCCAUGGUUGAAUUGGAAGAGGCCAUAGCACCAGGCACCGAGGCUCAAGGUGUUGCUGGCUCUAGUGGGGACUUGGAGGUGUCCCUAAUGGUACAGCUCCAGCAGCUACCACUAGGGGGCAACGGAGAAGAAGGGGGUCACCCCCGAGCCAUUAAUAACCAGUACUCAUUUGUGUGAGAUACCUGCCCACCCUCCAUUUUCCUGCUCCCAGCCUUAAGUUGUGAGACUGGGCCAGAUAGGAACACAGAGGAAAGUGGGAGUCCUCUCCCUAAAGUGGGAGUCCCCUUCCUACAUGCUUCCUGACCCUUGUUGGCCAAGGGUGUGUAUGUUGGUACAAGUAGAGGUUCAAGAGCCCUGUUAAGUCCCCACUUACUACACUACAGGUGCCCUUGCCCCAAGGCCAAGGACUUGGGCUCCAUUACCUCCCUGAGGGGCUCUUAUGGUCAGCCCCAUCCCUGGGGGCUGUUUCCCCACUAAUAACCCCCAACCCAAGGAAGGGUGAGGGGGAAGGGCUGUCAGUUAUAUUAAGGUUGUUGUUGUUGUUUUAAACAAAAUGGAAAAGCAUAAAUAAAUAAAGGGUUUAUCUCAGUUC